AUGGGUAUAUUAACUAAUAUGCAACAUGUGCUGGUGACAGGUGUUAUCACGGGGAUCCUGUAUAUCAUUUCAAAAGUGGUGUAUAAUGUGUUUUUCCACCCAUUGAGCCGCUUUCCAGGGCCAGUGGAACACAAAAUAACUCGACUAGCAUAUUCAUGGAAAGCGGCGCGGGGAACUCUCCCUUUUGACAUGUUGGCAAUGCACAAGCGGUACGGCGAUAUUGUCCGUAUUGCACCAGAUGAACUGGCUUUCUCGCAUCCAGAUGCUUGGCAAGAAAUCAUGGGCCACAGAAAAGGACAACCUGAAUUUAAUAAAGCGACAUGGUUUUAUCGACCGGUGGAAGACCAGCCGACUCACGUGGUCAAUGCGACAAGAGAGCAACAUGGGCGUCUUCGGAGACAGCUGGCUCAUGGGUUUUCCGAGAAAGCGAUGAGAGACCAGGAGCCGUUGAUACGGGGGUAUGUGGAUCUGCUUCUUGAACGACUGGGUGGAUUUUGCACUGGUGAUUCCGUGGCGCUUUCGGAUUGGUAUAACUUCACUACUUUUGAUAUCAUUGGAGACUUGGCUUUUGGGGAGCCGUUUGGAUGUCUGCAGGGAUCUGAUUUGGAUGGGUGGAUUAAAGGGAUUUUUGAUGCUGGUCGGCUUGGGAUCCUGUUGCAGACUUUGUCGUUUUUCCCGCUUGUGAAGCGUGCAUUGAUAUCGAUGGCGCCUGCGUCGAUGAAAGAAGCUCAUGAAAAGCAUAUGAGACUGACUCAGGAGAAGAUGAUGCGUCGGAUGGAGAAAGAAGAAGGUCGACCAGAUUUGAUUGAGGGUCUUUUGAGAAAGAAGGACGAACUGGGCUUGACGGUUGAUGAACUCAUUGCCAAUGCUGAAAUUCUCAUCAUUGGAGGAUCGGAAACGACGGCCUCUUUGUUGAGUGGAGUUACUUACCUCCUUCUCACAAACCCACACGCCCACAAUAAGUUGAAGGAUGAAGUACGCUCUACAUUCGAGAGUCAAGCAGACAUCAACUUGAUCUCUGUUAACAAGCUAUCGUAUAUGCUUGCAUGUCUCGACGAGGCAAUGCGCAUGUACCCACCCAUCGCCAACGGACUGCCUCGUCUCUGUCCGGAUGUCGGUGCUACUAUAAUGGGAGAACACAUUCCACCAAAUACUUUUGUAUCAGUUCACCAUUGGGCACUUUAUCGACGAGAUGAUUAUUUCAAAGACCCAAAUACAUUUCACCCGGAGCGAUUCCUAGGCGACGACUCAUUUGCAGACGACCGGCGCGAAGUAUUACAGCCAUUCCACGUUGGCCCACGAAACUGUCUUGGCAGAAAUCUUGCGUAUAGUGAGAUGCGCUUGAUUUUAGCGCUGAUAAUCUUCAACUUCGACAUAACUAUCGAGGAUGAGGCACGGGAUUGGAUCAACCAGAGGAACUUCAUCAUGUGGGAGAAGGGGCCAUUAAAAGUCCGCUUGAAUCGAGUAUAA
Messenger RNA from Penicillium salamii, 1470 nucleotides. NCBI's taxonomy places the organism in Eukaryota, Fungi, Ascomycota, Eurotiomycetes, Eurotiales, Aspergillaceae. The record is from the annotation of a GenBank genome assembly.